Mesoplodon densirostris (Blainville's beaked whale) is the source of this 1283-nucleotide messenger RNA. RefSeq names its product zinc finger protein 525 (gene ZNF525). The record is from RefSeq and is a predicted model, not a curated record. Bases 30 to 1202 code for a protein of 390 amino acids. Gene Ontology annotation, molecular function: DNA-binding transcription repressor activity, RNA polymerase II-specific. NCBI's taxonomy places the organism in Eukaryota, Metazoa, Chordata, Mammalia, Artiodactyla, Ziphiidae. The transcript has 2 exons. Gene Ontology annotation, biological process: negative regulation of transcription by RNA polymerase II.
AUUUUGAUUUCAGUGAAGUCCACCAAAAUAUGCACAAGUUUGCAAAUCAGUGGGAAUAUGAAGAAAAAAGUUACAAAGGAGUGACUACAACCCCUUGCAAAAAUCUCACUGGUAGUAGAGAUCAACAACAUAAAUCCUGGAAUAAUUUUCCUUUAAAGCAGAAUGUUUCUGUAAGAAGUAUGUCUCAAUAUUACAGAUAUUACAAGUCAUAUAUGAGGAAUAAGGAACUAAAAAGUCACGUAGGCUAUUCAGGAAACAAGUUUUUGAAAUGUUUGGAAAAUAGGCUUGGAUUAAGCCUUCAUUCACAUUUGGCUGAACUGCAGGUUUUUCAAACUGAGGAGAAAAUUUAUGAAUGUAAUCAAGUUGAGAAGUCUAUCAAAAACUGUUCCUCAGUUUCACCACUUCAAAUAAUUUCUUCUAGUGUCAAAACCAACAUUUGUAACAAAAAUGGGAAGGUUUUAACGCAUCCUUCAUUGCUUACACAACACCAGAAAACACAUAUUAGAGAAAAGCCCUACAAAUGUAAUGACUGUGGGAAGGCUUUUAGCCAUUGCUCAGUCUUAGCUAAUCAUCAAAGAAUUCAUUCUGAACAGAGACCUUACAAAUGUAGUGAGUGUGGCAAAACCUUUAACAGAUUCUCAAACCUCACAAGGCAUCAGAGAAUUCAUACUGGGGAGAAACCAUAUAAAUGUAAUGUAUGUGGUAAGGACUUUAUGAUACGUUCACACCUUUGGGGUCAUGAGCGAAUUCAUACUGGAGAGAAACCUUACAAAUGUAAUGAGUGUGGCAAAGCGUUUUCUGAGCAUUCAAAUCUUGCUCAACAUAAGAGAAUCCAUACUGGAGAGAAACCUUAUAAAUGUAAUGAGUGUGGUAAGGAUUUCACCACACGUUCACACCUCUGGGGCCAUGAGAGAAUCCAUACUGGAGAGAAACCAUACAAAUGUCAUGAGUGUGGCAAAGCUUUCACUGGGAGUUCAAACCUUACUCAACAUAAGAAAGUUCAUACUGGAGAGAAACCAUAUAAAUGUCAUGUAUGUGGCAAGGCCUUCAGUCAGAAUUCAAGCCUUACAGUUCAUCAGAGAAUUCAUACUGGGGAGAAACCUUACAAGUGUCAUGAGUGUGGCAAAGCCUUUAAGCAGUACUCAAGUCUCAACAGACACCAGAAUAUACAUGGAGUGAAGACACAGAGGUACAGUGUGUGACCUCUCAUGUGCCGCCAUGAUGAAAAACACCUGUAAAGGAACUUUACACCUGUAAAGGAACUUUUUAAAAAUUGCGGUCCU